Trifolium pratense (red clover) is the source of this 3141-nucleotide messenger RNA. RefSeq names its product zinc finger MYM-type protein 1-like. NCBI's taxonomy places the organism in Eukaryota, Viridiplantae, Streptophyta, Magnoliopsida, Fabales, Fabaceae. The record is from RefSeq and is a predicted model, not a curated record. Gene Ontology annotation, molecular function: protein dimerization activity. The coding region runs from base 211 to 2592 and encodes 793 amino acids. The transcript is spliced from 2 exons.
UUCAAUUUUAUUUUAUUUUUCAAUUCAGUUUCAUUUUUAAUCUAAACCAACUAAAUCAAUUAAUUUUUUACUUCACAAGACGUUUAUCAGUUUAUCUCUCCUACUUCAACUGUUUCUCUCGUUUCACUUCACUCCCUCCGCCAUUCGCGCCUUCAUCAAAUCCGAUCUGUUCUCCGACGCCAUUGUUCUUGCGUUUCUCUUCAGGAGUUAAUGGAAGGAUUUUUCAAGAAGAAAUUGCCUAUAAAGAGGAAAUUACCGUCAAAUGAGCAACAAACUAGUUCUCAAGAGAUGCAGUCUAGUGCACAAGAGCAACAAAUUGAAGUUAAUUUGGAUGAGUUGCCGUUAGAUCCUGGGAAGCGGAUUAAAAUGUCAGCAUAUCAUCUUAAUGAUCGAGAUAAGAUACGGAAAGUUUAUCUACAAAGAGGACCAUUUCAGCCUACUAAACACACUUUUCCUCAAAGGAAAAUUGGAAGUUCUUUAAGAAGAUUUUGUCCGUCUUGGUAUAUUGAAUUUGGAAAUUGGUUAGAGUAUAGUAUAGAAAAAGAUGCUGCAUUUUGUUUUUCUUGUUAUCUUUUUAGGCCUGAUUUUGGAAAGAAGGCGGGUGGGGAUUCGUUUGUGACAGAGGGUUUCACAAAUUGGAAAAAGAAAGAAAGACUUUCGUCUCAUGUUGGAGGUCCCAAUAGUGCUCAUAACCUUGCUUGGAAGAAGUUUCAAGAUUUCAAGAAACAAAAUCAACACAUGGAAGUUCUAUUAUCUAACCAAUCUGAACAGGUUUGUGACGUAUAUCCAAGUUUUUUAACAACUACAAUCGAGUCCAUUCGCUUUAUACUAGAACAAGGAUCGGCUCUUUGUGAUGUUGAGUCAACUGAUUCUGCCGAUCAAGGUAACUUCGUUGAACUUCUUAAAGUUCUUUUUCAAAGCAAAGAAUCAAGAAGCCUUGUUGUCUUGGAAAAUGCUUCAGAAAAUCAUCAAUCAAUCACUCCAACAAUUGCAAAGGAUAUUCUUAAUGUAGCUGCUUUGGAAACCACUAAUGCUAUUAUUAGUGAUCUUGGAGAUGAACUAUUUGGUAUUCUUGUUGACGAAGCUUGUGACAUAUCAAAUAAGUGGCAAAUGGUUGUCGCUUUGCGUUAUGUUAACAAAAAGGGAAGUAUUGUUGAGCGUUUUCUUGGUAUUGUUAAUGUUAAAGAGAUUACAGCUUUAUCACUGAAAAUGCAAAUUGAAGAAUUAUUUUGCAAACAUGGGCUUAGUAUAUCAAGAAUUCGUGUACAAGGUUAUAAUGGUGCUAGCAACAUCCAAGAGCAAUUUUCUGGUCUCAAAAAUUUGAUUAUAGAGGAGAACCCAUAUGCAUUUUAUGUACAUUGUUUUGCUCAUCCAUUACAAUGUAUGUUAGUUGCUAUGGCCAAAAAUCACAUUCAAGUUGCCUCUCUCUUUAAUUCGGUGUCCACUUUAUUAAAUGUUGUUAGGGGACCAUGCAAACAACACGAUGUGCUUCGUGAAAGACAAAUAGUCAAUGUUAGAGAGGCAUUGGAAAAAGGAGAAAUCCCUAAUGAACAAGGUGUGGAUCAAGAGACUAGUCUGAAGCAAGCUAUGGAUACUCGUUGGAAUUCAAAUUAUACAACUUUGAUCAAUUUGUUAAAAAUGUAUUCUGCUAUUACUGAUGUUCUAGAAAUUGUGAAAGAAGAGGGAUUAAAUGCAGAUCAAAGAGCUGAAGCCAAUGGUCUUUUACUUUUGUUUGAGGAGUUUGAUUUUGCAUUCACAUUGCAUUUGAUGAAAAAUGUCUUGGGUGUAUCAAAUGAAUUGUCUCAAGCAUUGCAAAGAAAAUAUCAAAACAUCAUUGAUGUUAUGGACUUGGUUAACAUCACAAAGCAACGGUUAAAAGAUAUGAGGAAUAAUGGAUGGGAUUCUUUAUUGCAAGAAGUAAUUUCAUUUUGCAAUAUGCAUACCAUUAAUAUUCCUCAUAUGGAAGAUGUAUUUUGUCCUAAGGGGAAGUCACGACGUGGAGACAAAGCUCAAGCCAUUACAGUAGAGCGUCACUAUUGUGUUGAAUUAUUUUAUGCAGUUGUGGACAUACAACUUCAAGAACUUAAUGAUCGUUUCACCGUGACAAAUACUCAAUUGCUCCUUUCUAUGGCUUGUUUGAGUCCAAUCGAUAACUUUUCUACUUUUGAUAAGACAAUGGUGAUGGAGUUUGCAAAAUUUUAUCCACGUGAAUUUUCUCCUAUUGAAUUAAUGAUGCUUGAUGCUCAAGUUGAGAAUUACAUCAUUGAUGUGCGUAGUGAAGUUGAAUUUGCGUCUUUAAAAGGAAUCAAUGAUCUUUCAGAGAAGUUGGUCAAAACUAGAAAACACAUUGUUUAUCCAUUAGUUUAUCGUCUUUUGAAGUUAGCUAUGAUUUUGCCCGUCGCCACAGCUACCACUGAAAGAGCCUUUUCUGCUAUGAGGUUUGUGAAGAAUAUGUUGCAUAAUCGAAUAGUAGAUGAAUGGAUGAAUGAUUAUUUAGUGACUUGUAUUGAGAAAGACGUGUUCAACAACAUUGACAAUGAGUUGAUCAUUCAACGAUUUCAUGUUAUGAAAUCGCAUAAUGAACAAUUAUAAGGUAUCUAUGUAAUUUAUUUGAGUAGAUAUAUUAAAAUGUCAUGACUUGGUUUAUUUUAGGUAGUUAGCUUCGACUAGGCUACUAAGCAUUCAUUGGUCUGAUGAUUAUGAUUUUUCUGAAGAAGUCACCACAAGUAAUGAAUAGCUAGCUCAUUACAUCUUUCAGGAGCAUCACACUAAGUGUUCCAAAAAAGAUGCCAAAAUAUUAAACAUUGUUUUCAUCAGUACUGUCACAGUGGUCAUUGUCUGAUCAUUUGAAGUUAUUUGCUAUGCCAAAUUGGAAGCAACGAUUUAAAGAGUCCCGAGUCUGUCUCAGCUAUAUGAUUUUCUAAAUUAAAGUUAAUGGUUUGUUUGAAAUGGAUGAAGAUAGCUACUCAAGCAUCAGAUUUGAAUUUUAUAAGAGUUUACAAUGCCAAUUCAAAAGCAGCUGGUUAAUUAGAGAGUGUUUUUUCGUUACAAUUUACAAGAUUCAUGCUAUAAUAUUGUUCACUCAUCAUCAUCAACUCAAGAUACGCCCAUACUCUUUUAAUUCAAAAUCACUCUUCUAAA